UUAAUGACACCGGAUCCAGACCACACUUGUUACUGGACUCGGCUGGACUCAGGUUCUUGCUGCGUUGGUUUUAGGAUGAUGUUGGCUCUCUGGCUUCUUUGGAGCUGGUUCCACUCGACUCUGGGGGGUCCCGUCUCCCGCUCCAUGUGGUUUGAGAGGCCAGCAGAGAACGGAGCGUCCGACUCUUCGUUCCACCGCCUGCCGGUCUUCCUGCACGCUCCCAGGCAGCUCGUGCCCCAGGACUUGCUCCUGCCGGCUCGGUACUCCGAUGAGCGUGUUCCUGCCGGACUCACUGCGCUGCUCAUACCCCCGGCAAAACCACGGGCGACCGGGCUGGGUCGGGGCGCGCGCGCUGUGGAGGCCACGUGCGGCGCGGAGACGGUGUCUGUGCGCGUGGACCGCUCGCUGCUGCGCGCGUGGACCGAGCCGUCUCGGUUCAGACUAGGCUCGUGCGGAGCCAACAUGGUCACCUCCCGCUUCCUGUAUUUCCAGUUCUCACUGAUGGAGUGUGAUGGACAACUUCAGGUUGCUGGUGGGGAGCUGAUAUAUACCUAUUAUCUGAGCUACACUCCACCUCCACAGGGCUAUGUCAUCAGGGCUUACCCCAUUAAGCUUCCCAUCCACUGUCGCUACAACAGGUUUCAUUAUUCUUAUAAAGUUGGUUACAGACCACAAGUUCAACACACAACAUUUCUAAAGAGUAUGAAGAGUAGACUAACAUUCAGCCUCACUGUCUGCAAUGCACAGUGGGAUCCUCUUCCUCCUGGCCAUGCUUUCUUUUUAGGAGAUCCUGUGAAUUUUUUGGCUCGGACAGGAAAUCUGUUGCCUGGAGAGAGGCUUUUUGUGGACUUUUGCUACGCUUCAGGCUCUGAAGAUCCAAGCACUUUGCCCAAAGUGGAUAUUAUUUCUAACUUUGGCUGCAUGACCGACGGCAGAAGGGAGGGCAGCAACUCUCGGUUCCUGUCAGGAGGGGCUGGUGUGGUGAAGUUCUCUCUGGAUGCUUUUCUGCUCAAAGAAAUCUCUCAAGUGCAGUACCUUCACUGCUCAUUGUCAGUUGGUCUCUACACUUCUCACAUUGCAAAGUCCUGCAACUACAACAAGGCACUUGGAAGAUGGGAGGAGCUGACAGCUUCUCCCUCGGUGUGUUCCUGCUGUAACUCUGUGUGCUCUGACACUGCGACUGCUUUCAGCAGUAAAGUCAGAAGUUCAGGCUGGCUUGUUGAGCAAAAGCACCAGAAACCAGAGUUGAGAGUGAGGGCUUUCCAAACUGAAAAGGACACAGAACCAGUGGAUGAAGAUGAGAAAGGCGACAUGGAUGUGCAUGAAGAUCUCCAGACUGACUCUGAAGAGACCAAAGGAGAAACCACUAGUGACAAAAUAGGAUGGAAGUCUGCAAAGGUCAAUCAUGAGGAAAAGGCAGAUGAUGGAAAAGAAAAUGAGGAGGUAAUGAUAACAAUAGGCAGUGAGCUGAAAGAUCUGCUUACCAUGGACAUGUCGGAUCAAAAUAGACCAGUUAGGAAUGAAACGGGUCAGGUCAGAGAGGAGGAGCUGUAUUUUAGAGAUUUUGUGCUUUCUUCCACUGGUGAUGAAAAGAUUACCUCCAUAGAUGGCUUUGGUAACAACACGAACGGAAGACAUCCCAGGUUCGAUAUUAGUCAGAGCUCUACUCGUGUAAUUUCCACCAAUACAGUUUGUCCGAACAGUGUCAAUAAUAGCUGCAGUGCUGCUAAAGGUUCAGGUCAAAGUAAAAACAAUAGUUACAAAAAUGAACAUGGCAUCAUGUACAGGAAGCUGAAUAUUCCACCUUCUGAUGCAAAAGAUGCCCGGACACAUUUUACAACCAGUAACUUUGAUACAAACACGUCUGCUCUUUCUGACCUGAGAUUAACGAAGCGUAGCUCUGAGCUGGAUGAAGUGAGCACUGCCUUAAAGCUGAAAGACAUCAAAUGCAUUAAUAAACCUGACUCUGUUAACAGUGAGUCAGAUGAGGGGGAUAACCUUCGGAUCAAAGAGUUUGAAUCAGAGCGAUCUGUUCAACCAUCUGAGUCCAGAGAUUUGAUUUGUAGCGACGAUGCAGAGUCUGAUUUGAAUUCUGGAGCUAUAGGUGAAGCCCUUCAUUGGAGUCUGUUUACAGGAGAAAUGGAUGCAUAUUAAGGAGGUUUUAGUUGGUUCAAAGUAAAUGCAUGAAUGUCCCAGUAGUUAUACCCUGGUGACCAUCACCACCUGCACAGACUCUGAAAGCAACUUGUAUGAUGACAAACAGGCUGAGCUGGUGUUGAAUUGGAUAAAAAAAAAUAAACCAUAACUUCAAGUUCCACUAAUCUUUUUCCUCUUGAUUUGUUUCAGAAAUGUAGGCCAGUAAAUCAUUUUGCAUGGAUUAUGUUUUGAAAGUGAAAACCAGAACUAUGUUGGCCUUUUAAAAGCACUUUGAUGGAACUGGAGUAAAAUGUCAGGAAAAUAAUUUUUUUGUUGUUGGCUCUGCUCAUGUUAGCUCUGCUCAUGUAGAAUUAUUCAAUAAAUUUUAAGUCAAUUUA
Molecule: messenger RNA, 2534 nt
Organism: Austrofundulus limnaeus
Lineage: Eukaryota; Metazoa; Chordata; Actinopteri; Cyprinodontiformes; Rivulidae
Exons: 8
Coding region: 4-2154 (716 amino acids)
Biological process (GO): positive regulation of acrosome reaction; binding of sperm to zona pellucida; egg coat formation
Cellular component (GO): extracellular matrix
Molecular function (GO): acrosin binding
Source: RefSeq, a predicted model, not a curated record